This is a messenger RNA of Dipodomys ordii (Ord's kangaroo rat), 1931 nucleotides long. RefSeq names its product phosphoribosyl pyrophosphate synthetase 2 (gene Prps2). Gene Ontology annotation, biological process: purine nucleotide biosynthetic process; 5-phosphoribose 1-diphosphate biosynthetic process; ribonucleoside monophosphate biosynthetic process. Gene Ontology annotation, molecular function: magnesium ion binding; ribose phosphate diphosphokinase activity. Bases 141 to 1097 code for a protein of 318 amino acids. The transcript is spliced from 7 exons. Gene Ontology annotation, cellular component: cytoplasm; ribose phosphate diphosphokinase complex. The record is from RefSeq and is a predicted model, not a curated record. NCBI's taxonomy places the organism in Eukaryota, Metazoa, Chordata, Mammalia, Rodentia, Heteromyidae.
UCCUCCCCCUUAGCUCCUCCCCAUAGCUCGGGUCUCGUCGCUGUGCUUUCCCGCUCCAGCAGCAACUGCCACAGCCGUCUGUGUCGCUGUCGUUGUCGCGAUCGCCUUCACCGCGCGCUCCUCGGAACCCACGAACCACCAUGCCCAACAUCGUGCUCUUCAGCGGGAGCUCGCACCAGGACCUGUCCCAGCGCGUCGCCGACCGCCUGGGCCUGGAGUUGGGCAAGGUGGUCACCAAGAAGUUCAGCAACCAGGAGACCAGCGUUGAGAUCGGUGAAAGUGUAAGAGGGGAAGAUGUCUACAUCAUCCAGAGUGGCUGUGGAGAAAUUAACGACAACCUCAUGGAACUGCUUAUCAUGAUCAACGCGUGCAAGAUUGCCUCAUCUUCCCGGGUGACCGCCGUGAUCCCAUGUUUCCCAUAUGCCCGGCAAGACAAAAAGGACAAGAGCCGUGCUCCAAUUUCUGCAAAGCUUGUGGCCAACAUGCUCUCGGUUGCUGGAGCUGAUCAUAUCAUCACCAUGGACUUACAUGCCUCUCAGAUACAGGGAUUCUUUGAUAUUCCUGUGGAUAAUUUAUAUGCGGAACCAGCAGUCCUGCAGUGGAUUCGGGAGAAUAUAUCCGAGUGGAGGAACUGUAUCAUUGUUUCCCCCGAUGCAGGGGGAGCCAAAAGGGUCACUUCUAUUGCUGACAGGCUGAAUGUGGAAUUUGCUCUGAUCCACAAAGAGAGGAAGAAAGCAAAUGAAGUGGACCGGAUGGUUCUGGUGGGUGACGUGAAGGACCGCGUGGCCAUUCUGGUGGAUGACAUGGCUGAUACGUGUGGCACCAUCUGCCAUGCUGCAGAUAAGCUACUCUCAGCCGGAGCCACCAAAGUUUAUGCGAUUCUUACCCAUGGGAUUUUCUCUGGGCCAGCCAUUUCCAGAAUUAAUAAUGCUGCCUUUGAAGCUGUUGUUGUCACCAACACAAUCCCACAAGAAGACAAGAUGAAACACUGCUCCAAGAUUCAGGUGAUUGACAUUUCGAUGAUUCUGGCCGAGGCCAUCCGAAGGACACACAAUGGGGAGUCUGUGUCUUACCUGUUCAGUCAUGUCCCACUGUAAAUGCAGAAUUUGAAAUGUGAGCAGGUCUAUUUGGACUACUCACUCAUCUGUUUGCUUUUUUUUUUUUAGCAUUAGGACUCUGUAAUGAUAGCAUAUCACUGGCAGAAAGCAUCAGAUCUUUGUAUACUCUUAGAGUCAUUGUUUCCCCUUUGAAAGCUCAAGACUGGUUCUUUCUCAUUUUUGGGGGGGUAAAGGUAUUGGUUAUUUUGAUCUUCAAGUGAAUUGUCUUAAAUGAGAAGUGUAUUUUAUUACUUUGACUUGCUUAGAUAAGUGAUUUUCUCCUUUGUUCUUUUAGUACUUUGAGGCAACAACUCCCAAGUCUAAAAUUCCGUUAUGGAAAUUCCUAGUUUAUAUAUUUUGAGGUUGCCAGUUGUAACUUCAAAUUAAAGCCUCUUGUGUAAAUAUAUAAUGAUAAGAAUGCCUGGGGAAAUUUGGGUGAAACCCUGUAAAUCCCUUUAGUUGAGAGUGAACUUUAGACAAGGAAUAAUAUUAUAGAUUUUAAUUUUUUUCUUUUUUAAAAAAGUAGCAAUUGAGUUUCAAAUAAGGAAUUAUGAAUAUUGUACUUAAUUUGGACCAAAUUUUAUUUAGUGUACAAUGAACGCUAACCUAUUUUCUAGCAGAGAGUAGAUAUAUCAAAGACAUUGGAGCUCUGCAUCAUUUUUAUUUCCAUUUUUAAGAUGAGUCAUGACUAUCACUUACUUGAAACAUCCUGCCCUAAAAAAAAUUGUUCCAUAAUUGCUGUGAUUUAGAAACCAUUUUGAGGUGGGGCACUGGUGGUUUAUGCCUGUCAUCCUAGCUACUCAGGAUGCUGACAUGUAAUUAUUAUGGUUUGAA